AAUUGUGUGUACGUAUGGAGCAGAGGUAGGCAGGUCACAUCGUAUGUUGUAUUUGAAUUCUGUGGUGUACAUUGCAAAUCUCAAUAUUUUCUCUCACUCUCCAAAUUAUGAUAGAUCGAAUAUCCAUUUCUAACCAGUGUUUCAACCCUUCAUUGUAUCCAUGGCGUUUACAACUGUAUCACUUCAUUUCAGCUUGCUGACCCUGCUUCUGAUUCUGCAUUUUGUAGAGAGUGAGAAUGAGAGCAUGUACGAUAUCUUGGAGAAAUAUGGAUUCCCAUCAGGCCUCCUUCCAGACACAGUCUCAGACUACUCUAUCGACACAAACAGUGGUCGUUUGCAGGUGCAUCUAAAGAAUACGUGUUCUGUUUGGGUGGAAGAAUACUCUUACAACAUCCGUUACAAGCCCUCCAUUACAGGAAUCAUUUCCUACGGAUCGAUCUCCCAUAUUGGUGGCAUCUCUCUCAGGAAGAGCGCCUUUCUGUGGAUGCCAAUAACAGGCGUAUCUGUUGCAGAAAAUGGAGAUCUGGCCUUCCAGAUUGGACCUGUCACAACCUCCUUUCCACGCAGAUACUUUGAACAAAAGCCCGUUUGCCAACAAGUAACAUCUUCUAAUUCAGUUUUGUCAUUGUUUGGGCGAUUUCAAUCUGUGGAUUCCAAACAUUCUAUUGAUUAAAUUUUGAUUUGGGGUUUCAAGUUUCUUCCUCUGUUCUGAUUUUCACUCUGUGGUCCAUCUUGCCAAAAUAGCUAAUAGGAUAAUUUUUAUUCAUUUGUCUUGUACGAUUCAAUAUACAGAAUACAGUAGCACAUUCAGCUAUGGUUACAAUAGCGCUUGAAAUUACGAUUUUUCUCCCAGAUGUAUUAGUUUAAAAGCAUCAAUGAUUAUAGGUAAAUGAGAAAUGCUGGACUGUUAAUAUUUUCACUGA
Molecule: messenger RNA, 923 nt
Organism: Cryptomeria japonica (Japanese cedar)
Lineage: Eukaryota; Viridiplantae; Streptophyta; Pinopsida; Cupressales; Cupressaceae
Exons: 1
Coding region: 161-673 (170 amino acids)
Source: RefSeq, a predicted model, not a curated record